Messenger RNA from Cynara cardunculus var. scolymus (artichoke), 694 nucleotides. RefSeq lists its product as uncharacterized. The coding region runs from base 106 to 507 and encodes 133 amino acids. NCBI's taxonomy places the organism in Eukaryota, Viridiplantae, Streptophyta, Magnoliopsida, Asterales, Asteraceae. The record is from RefSeq and is a predicted model, not a curated record. The transcript is spliced from 2 exons.
ACACAUCAAUCUUCUUCUUCUCCUACAAAUAACCCCUCACCCUCAUUCCCUUUUUCCAUUGCAAAUCCAUAACCCCUUCAAACAACCAAACCCAGAUCACUGACGAUGAAGAAAGGAUCAACAAGUUCCGGCAACUUCGCCUCCAAAACGGUGGGAACCAUCGGUAUCAUUUCUGCCGACCCUGUGGAAACAACUGUAACCUUCAAUGGAGGAAAAGGAGUAGGUAGCUUCGAGACCAAAUCUCGGGUGAGUUACGGCGACAAGCAAAGUGGGUGCUACGGACGAAAGACGACAAAGGAGAAGGCGUCGGCCGGCGAGUUUCAGUGGAAGAAUGGAACGAGUGGGACAAAGAGCGAAUACAAGAAAAGUUCGACGGUGAGGGUCGGAAACAAGAGUGGGUACACUGAGAUUUACAGUGAGCAGAGGGUUCGUGACGUGAGUUACAACAAGAGCAAGUACCUCAUAGAAUACGAUAAUGGCGACAACGGUUACGUUUCUGACUACUAGUUGCAGGGUGUAAUUUGGUGUUUGUGUUUGUAAAAAGUAUCUACUGUUUUGGUUGCUAGUAGUUGAUGGGUGUUUUUGUGGGUAAUAAUGGAUUUGUUCUAGGGUAAUGACUGUUUGAAAUAAAGUGUACCUCUUCUAGAUAAACUAAUAAAUGUUUUAAAAAAGGGGUUGAUAUUGCCACCCUUCC